Messenger RNA from Sipha flava (yellow sugarcane aphid), 414 nucleotides. It is a transcript of the gene RpL38, whose product is annotated as 60S ribosomal protein L38. Gene Ontology annotation, cellular component: cytosolic large ribosomal subunit; ribosome. The coding region runs from base 116 to 364 and encodes 82 amino acids. Gene Ontology annotation, molecular function: structural constituent of ribosome. Lineage: Eukaryota; Metazoa; Arthropoda; Insecta; Hemiptera; Aphididae. Gene Ontology annotation, biological process: protein-RNA complex assembly; translation. The record is from RefSeq and is a predicted model, not a curated record. The transcript has 4 exons.
UUGCAUUUUGUUUUCCUUCCACCUCGAUAGAAUCUUUUGAGAAAUAUUUCUGAGUGUUAAUUGUUGAAACUUAUUAAACUAAGUUUUAUUUCGGAAUUCUAUUACCAAACAGAUCAUGCCCCAAGAAAUUAAAGAAAUCAAGGAUUUCCUUCUGAAAGCCAGAAGGAAGGAUGCUAAAUCUGUCAAGAUUAAGAAAAACAUUGAAAAUGUCAAAUUCAAGGUACGCUGUUCUCGAUUCCUUUAUACCUUAGUAAUCACAGAUAAGGAAAAGGCAGAGAAACUUAAACAAUCGUUACCACCUGGUCUUCAAGUAAAGGAGAUCAAAUGUAAAAAAAUGAACGCUGAUGAUAAGGAGAAAAAAUAAUAGGGUUACUGUGAAUUGACGUUUAUAUAAAAUAUAAUUAAUUUUAUUAC